Molecule: messenger RNA, 709 nt
Organism: Drosophila bipectinata
Lineage: Eukaryota; Metazoa; Arthropoda; Insecta; Diptera; Drosophilidae
Product: axoneme-associated protein mst101(1)-like
Source: RefSeq, a predicted model, not a curated record
AUGUCUAAAAAUAAGAAAUGCAAAACGAGCGCCAAAAAAGGAGGAAAAACGUCUAAGGAUGACGAACUGAAAGACCAAUGCGAGGAAAUGGCGGCCAGAAAAAAAUGCAAAAAAACGUCCAAGAAGGAGAAAGCAGCAAAGCAGAAGAACAAGUGCAAGGAACUGGCCAUGAAGGAGAGGUGCAAAAAGAUGUCCAAGUGCCCAAAGAAAGGCAAAAGCAAGAAAAUAAAAGGAAAAGCUGACAAGCUCAAGAAGAAAUGCAAGGCCAUGGAAACAAAAAAGAAGUGCAAAGAGUUGGCUAAAAAAAACAAAGCCAAAGAAAUGGCUAAAAAGAACAAAUGCAAAAAAGGCGACAACGAAGAAGACCAAAAAGCUAAGGAAGCUGAAGCAAAAGAGCGAUGCAAGGAAAUGGCAAACAUGAAAAAAUGCAAAAAAAUGGCCAAAAAAACGAAAGCAGCAAUGCAGAAGAAGAAAUGCCAGGAAUUGGCCAUGAAGGAGAGGUGCAAAAAGCUGUCCAAGUGCCCAAGUAAAAGCAAGAAAGUCAAAGGCAAAGCUGACAAGCUGAAGAAGAAAUGCAAGGCCAUGGAACUUGAAAAGAAGUGCAAGAAACUCAUCAAAAAGAAGAAAAACGGAAAGAAGUGCUAAGAGUUUUCCCAGCGGAAAAAUCGCGAUUUUUACUAUUUUACGAAACUGUAAAUAAUAAAUUGUA